Cylicocyclus nassatus is the source of this 1667-nucleotide messenger RNA. Lineage: Eukaryota; Metazoa; Nematoda; Chromadorea; Rhabditida; Strongylidae. The record is from the annotation of a GenBank genome assembly.
CAGAUGAAAAAAUGAAUGGUGAACAGUUGCAAGAUUUUCUCACCGAUUUAUCAAAGACUACCAUUCGUCUUGGUAACAGAGACGAUGUCGAGGUUACGAAGAAAUUCUUGGCCAAAUGGGCGCAAAACACUAUGCUUUGCGCCAAUUAUAUUACUGUCAACUAUAGGGAUGUAGAUUUGGUCCAACCUAUCAUAGCACAAAUUUUAGCCUUGUAUUAUAAAGGAGGAGUGCUUCGGCAGUAUGCAUUGCAGUUCAUUCCUUCUUUCGUUGGAAUAUACUUGUAUGCGCUAUCGAAGAAACAGCAGAAAAGUGUUGCUGUCUUCGAAAUCUUCUUUUUGGCUGUGUACAAUGAAGAAAUUCUGGCAGGCCCACCCGGCUCUGACAAAAUGGCUAAGAAGGCAAAAGAAGUGCGUAUUCCCUCGAUUCGAUAUCCGAGCAUAUAUCAUGAUCCCUCGAAAAUCACAGCGCUACCGGAAGUCACAUUGCUGAAGCCUGGCGGUUCUCCAUCAGUCCUCACUACUAUACGUGUGGGUCCCUACCCGACUGUCGAAGAAUUCAACUCCGAAUCCAAGUUUUUUAUUCUUACUAGGCUUCUGAAAUCGGUCAACGCAAGUUUGGUUUAUCUAUCAUCGGAAGUGGUUUCGCGACAUAUAUGUCUCGCAGCUCUUUCCAUAUGCGAAAGCGGUUUCUCGUUUCCUGAGACAGAUUUUGUCAGUAAGGUUAUGGAUGCGGAACAUUCAAGCGAAGUUUUGGAAGACUACUCGAAAAAGCCACGCCAGCUUGUCAAUUCAUCUUUGCUCUUGGAGUUGCUUACCGGAGUGUACAUGGCGCUCUACAAUGGUGCACCAGAUCUUGCGCUGUAUGCAAUAGACGCCAUGUAUCAACGAGCUCAAUAUGAAAUGCUUGCAGAAGUUAUCCUUGUCACUAGCGCCAUACGAAAUUCAUUGUUGGAAAACCCGUUAUCAAAAGAAAAACGCGAUGAACUCAUGUGGGGAAGGAACCUUAGCUUGGAGAAGCGUCGCAAAGGAUUGGUGACUACUGCUAGUUUACGAAUGCGAAAAAUGCCUGAGGACAUUCCAGUUCAACCUGAAUUGAAAGAAAAGGAGCAUUCUAAACUGGAAGAAGGAAUGGACAACCUGAAAAAGAAGGUAUCCGCUUUGGGCUUACACCAUAAGAUGCAGCGGUUUCGCAAGGCGUCCAUAGAUGGAGAUGAAGUAGAGUUACAAACUAUACGCGAGGAAAAAGCUGGUGAAGUUCGAGAUUAUCACCAUCGAGACGUCGAAUCGGUAACUCGUCGGCGAAGUUCUUCCGAAGAAAUGCCGAGGCCGAGAAAAGCUGGUUCGGACGAAAUCAUACUCAAGAAACAACUGGAUCUGAAUGAAGAGCCAAGGAGAGGUUUCAAGCAACAUAAUAGAUUCGAUAACCCAGGGCGAAGGCUGAGUUCCCCACUGAUAGAGCGGCCCAACGAACUUCGGGGAGAGAAUAGGGUUUCUUCUUCGGAAGAUUCAGGUGCCUAUACUAAGAAGCGUAGGAAAGUAAAGAAAGUCUUCCAUGCCUGGGAUGAAUCUAUGCGAUCUUCCUUACCACUAUUUAUGCGAAAAGUCAUCUUGAGGUGCAGAUUAAGCAUAAUAUUCUCGAUACCGGCAGCUACACGAUUAGAUAUGUAA